AUGCUUCUGCCUGCACAUGAUUUGCAACCUUCACCCCUGCGUCACAAUCCUGAACCGCCACAAAAUGUGUACCUUACAGGUGACGAGGUGGAUGAGGCAUCCUUGGCCAAUGUCGUAUUGGGACAGUUUGAAAAGGUGCAGCGCAGCAAAAGCAAGUGGAAAGUGGUGCUCAAGGACUGCAUACUCACGCUCAACGGUCGGGACUACCUUGUGCGCCGCUGCACCGGCGAGAUGGACUUUUGA
Chlorella variabilis is the source of this 243-nucleotide messenger RNA. RefSeq lists its product as hypothetical. Lineage: Eukaryota; Viridiplantae; Chlorophyta; Trebouxiophyceae; Chlorellales; Chlorellaceae. Gene Ontology annotation, biological process: transcription initiation at RNA polymerase II promoter; transcription by RNA polymerase II. Gene Ontology annotation, cellular component: transcription factor TFIIA complex. The transcript has a single exon. The record is from RefSeq and is a predicted model, not a curated record. Bases 1 to 243 code for a protein of 80 amino acids.